CCGGUUUCGCCUUGCUUUGCUUUCUGCUUUCCUUUGUCCUCUUCUCGCUUCGGCUCUUCUCUUUCAAUCGUCCAAAGCGAUGCCCUUUGCUCUACCUCCAUCGCUACAGCUGGAGCCGAAUGCGUUCGGUCUGAAGAGAGGCAUCAGGUUUAGGGCUACAGUUUAGCUCUGAGAUCCGUCGGGAGGGGACAUUGUGAGAUGCCGAGCGUGGCCGUCAAGCUCUACAGCGUCUUCUUCAAGCUCCUGCUGAAGCACAAGCUGCAGAGCCUCUUGCAGGCGGAGGAAGGCGGCGCGUCGUCGGGUGAUAACGGAUUCGGUGUCACCUCCCGGUCGGAGGAGUCUACAGCGCCGGUGAAUCCCUCUUUCGGCGCCGACGGUGUCGCCACCAAGGACAUCCACAUCGACCCCCUCACCUCGUUGGCCGUCCGCAUCUUCCUCCCGGACCCUGCACUCCUCCGCACCGUUGCGUCCGCACGACGGACAGCCGAUAUCGAUCGCCGCAACAGCUACGGUGGCGCUGCUGUCGCUGCUCCCUCUCCCGACCGCAUCCGCCGGCGCAGCUUUGGUGGCCCCGGAUCCGCUCACGAUAAAGGAGACGCUGCUUCCGACGGUACCAACUAUCGCGGAUACCUCCCCUCCGUCGUUGACGCGCGUCAUCGGGUGGGUAGGUCGAAGAGAUUGCCAGUCAUUAUCCAGUUUCACGGAGGCGGGUUCAUCGCCGGGAGCAAUACGUCGAAUGCAAACGAUUUCUACUGUAGGCGGAUUGCGAAGCUGUGCGACGCCAUUGUAAUUGCGGUCGGGUAUAGGCUGGCACCAGAGAGCCGCUAUCCUGCAGCAUUCGAGGAUGGAUUGAAGGUGCUGCAUUGGUUAGGGAAGCAGGCGAAGCUGGCCGAGUGCAGAAUGUCUAUGGGGUCUGCGAGGGGAGGAGGAGCUGGAGAGUUAAGAAAGACUCAGAUUGUGGAUACAUUUGGAGCAUCGACUGUGGAGCCUUGGCUAGCAUAUCAUGCCGAUCCUUCCAGAUGUGUUCUCCUCGGUGCAAGUUGUGGAGCUAACAUUGCAGAUUACGUUGCUCGUAAAGCUGUUGAUGCUGGAAAGCUCAUCGAGCCAGUUAAGGUUGUUGCCCAAGUUCUGGUGUAUCCCUUCUUCAUUGGAAGCACCCCAACACGUUCAGAAAUAAAGCUAGCAAAUUCUUACUUCUAUGACAAGUCAUUGUGUGCACUUGCAUGGAAGCUGUUCUUACCUGAGAAUGAGUUUAGUCUCGACCACCCUGCCGCAAACCCUCUUGUGCCAGGUCGGGGACCUCCAUUGAAAUUGAUGCCGCCGACCCUCACAGUUGUUGCGGAGCAUGACUGGAUGAGAGACAGAGCAAUUGCAUAUUCUGAGGAGCUCAGGAAAGUAAAUGUUGACGCGCCUGUGCUCGAAUACAAAGAUGCAGUCCAUGAAUUUGCCACACUUGACAUGCUCCUCAAGACUCCGCAAGCACAGGCCUGUUCUGAAGACGUUGCCAUAUGGGUGAAGAAGUAUAUAUCUCUCCGAGGGCACGAAUUCUCGUAUUAGGCAUCGCGUCGCAUUAGAUGCAUAAGGAAAAGGGCAUUGCUUGAGUGUUUGUAUCAGGUUAGCAAGUUUGAUGAGUUCAAUUCAUUGAUAUAUUGUCUUCAUUCUUGUAUGGUGUAUUACGUAAAGAACCAGUACAGUUGAAGAAUAUAAUGCGUUACGGUAUGGAAGGAGAUGUUAUUUGUAUUGGUAAAGUCACAUUUAUUAAGUUGUGGAAUUGGUUAAA
Molecule: messenger RNA, 1780 nt
Organism: Zingiber officinale
Lineage: Eukaryota; Viridiplantae; Streptophyta; Magnoliopsida; Zingiberales; Zingiberaceae
Product: probable carboxylesterase 11
Exons: 2
Coding region: 199-1557 (452 amino acids)
Molecular function (GO): hydrolase activity
Source: RefSeq, a predicted model, not a curated record